Messenger RNA from Vicia villosa (hairy vetch), 1373 nucleotides. RefSeq names its product GDSL esterase/lipase 5-like. Gene Ontology annotation, molecular function: hydrolase activity, acting on ester bonds. NCBI's taxonomy places the organism in Eukaryota, Viridiplantae, Streptophyta, Magnoliopsida, Fabales, Fabaceae. The record is from RefSeq and is a predicted model, not a curated record. The transcript has 5 exons. Bases 30 to 1124 code for a protein of 364 amino acids.
GAGUGAGCUUUGGAUAAUCAUAAACUUAGAUGGCCAUCAAAAUAUUCAAUUUUUGUUUUCUAACAUUCUUUCUAAGUUAUGGCAUGCUAAUUUCAACACUGUCUCUUGAUAAUAUAUGUUUAUCAAAAGAACAUGUUGCAUUAUUUGUGUUUGGAGAUUCAUUUUUUGAUGUUGGAAACAAUAAUUACAUCAAUACUACUGCUAAUAAUCUAGCAAAUUACUCACCAUAUGGUGAAACAUUCUUCAAGUAUCCAACGGGUAGAUUUUCUGAUGGACGUGUCAUUCCAGAUUUCAUAGCUGAGUAUGCUAAGUUACCGUUAAUUCAACCAUAUCUAUUUCCUGGCUCCCAAGAAUAUGUUAAUGGAAUCAAUUUUGCAUCAGCAGGUGCUGGAGCUUUGGUAGAAACCCAUAAAGGACUGGUGAUAGAUCUACAUACUCAAUUAACUUAUUUCAAGAAUGUUAAAAAGAUAUUGAGGGAGAAACAUGGAGAUGAAGAGACCACAACUUUGCUGGCUAGGGCUGUUUACUUGAUUACCAUCGGAAGUAAUGACUAUUUUGCAGAAAAUUCUACCGUAUAUACUCAUGAAAAAUACGUAUCCAUGGUAGUUGGUAAUCUUACAACCGUGAUCAAAGGAAUACAUGAAAUGGGAGGGAGAAAAUUUGGGAUUCUUAACCAACCAUCUCUAGGUUGUUUUCCAAUUAUUAAGGCUGCUAUAAAUGGAACUAAAGAUGCGUGCAGAGAAGAGUAUUCAUCAUCUGCAAAAUUACAUAACAUUGUGCUUUCUGUUGAACUCCAGAAGUUAGAGAAACAAAUCAAAGGAUUUAAAUAUUCAUAUUUUAAUUUCUUUGAUAUAUCUUUUGAAGUGAUAAAUAACCCUUCAAAUUUUGGUUUGAAAGAAGGUGGAGCAGCAUGUUGUGGUAGCGGUCCUUACAAGGGAUAUUAUAGUUGUGGAGGUAAAAGAGAAGUGAAAGAUUAUGACUUGUGUGAGAUGCCUUCUGAAUAUGUGUUCUUUGAUGCUAUUCAUCCUACUGAAAGUGCUAGUAAAAUUAUUUCUCAGUUUAUGUGGAGUGGAAAUCAAAGUAUCGCUGGCCCUUACAAUCUCAAAACAUUAUUUGAAGGAUAAUUCAACUAUAUGUGUAUGUGUGUGCAAGUAAAUGCAUGCCUUCAAUGGCACGCGUGCAACCAAAUAUAUAGAUAAAAUAAAUUUAUUAGUAUUUUCUUGAUGUGUAAAUGUAACAAUAUACUAUACAAUGUGUCAUUUCCUUGUUUGUUACUUAUCAAUCCCUAAUGUUAUCCCUUCAUCAAUUGCUUUUCAUUUUUUUAUUAGAUUAGAUAUAAUAUUUACAUUGCAUUAUGUUAUUGUUUUGGAGUA